UAUAUAUUUAUAUAUAAAACCAAAAGUCCAUCCUCAAGUCCUCUUCACUUACCCUUUUCUCUUCUUGUCACACUCUUUUCUCUCCCAAAUGAAAUUCAAAGCAAUGGAACUUCUCUUUGGUAAAAACACACCAAAACAAAUGAUCCCAAAAGUAACAUUACUAGCUGUUUUUGCAAUACUUGUCUUCACUAUCACACCACUUUCAUACCCUUUAUUUAGAUAUUCAUCAUCCAUGAAAAACAUUAAUAAAGAUUCAAAACAACCAUCCUCUGCCUUUGAUGAUUUAAAUGAGUCAUCAAGUUUGCCUUCAACUUCUAUAAAAAAAUGUGACAUUUUUAGUGGUGAAUGGGUUCCAAAUUCAAAAGGACCUUAUUAUACAAAUAAAACAUGUUGGGCUAUUCAUGAACAUCAAAAUUGUAUGAAGUAUGGAAGACCAGAUUCUGAGUUCUUGAAAUGGAAGUGGAAACCAAAUGGAUGUGACCUUCCUAUAUUUAACCCUUUUCAAUUCUUGGAAAUUGUUAGAGGAAAAUCUAUGGCUUUUGUUGGAGAUUCAGUUGGUAGAAAUCAGAUGCAAUCCAUGAUUUGUCUCCUAUCAAGGGUAGAAUGGCCCAUUGAUGUAUCAUACACAAGUGAUGAUUAUUUCAUGAGAUGGAAUUACCCAACCUACAAUUUUACAAUGGCCUCUUUUUGGACACCCCAUUUGGUAAGAUCCAAAGAAUCAGAUAUAAAGGGUCCAGGUUCAACUGGACUCUUCAAUCUUUACAUUGAUGAGCCUGAUGAAAAAUGGAUAACCCAAAUUCAAGAUUUUGACUAUGUCAUUCUCAAUGGAGGACAUUGGUUCACAAGAUCAAUGGUUUUCUAUGAGAAACAAAAAAUUGUUGGAUGUCAUUAUUGUCUCUUAGAAAAUGUCCCUGAUUUAACUAUGUAUCAUGGUUAUAGAAGGGCAUUUAGGACAGCAUUAAAAGCCAUAAAUAAUUUAGAAAAUUUUAAGGGCAUAACAUUUCUUAGGACAUUUUCACCCUCACAUUUUGAAAAUGGGUUAUGGAAUCAAGGUGGGAAUUGUGUUAGGACUAAGCCAUUUAGAAGCAAUGAGACACAAUUAGAGGGUAUCAAUUUGGAAUUUUAUAUGAUUCAAUUGGAAGAAUUUAAAAUUGCUGAAAAAGAAGCUAGAAAAAAGGGUAUGAAAUUUAGAUUAUAUGAUACAACACAAGCAUCAUUGUUGAGGCCAGAUGGUCAUCCAAGUAACUAUGGACAUUGGCCAAAUGAAAAUGUGACAUUGUAUAAUGAUUGUGUUCAUUGGUGUUUGCCUGGACCUAUCGAUACGUGGAGUGAUUUUCUUUUGGAUAUGUUGAAGAUGGAGGGUGUGAGAUCAGCUGAAGAAAGAAGGCUUCAUUUGCACACAAAUUGAUCAUUGAAAGAGUGUUUUAUUUAUAUAUAAAUUUAUCAAUUUGAUAUGUAAUAUGGCUUGUAAUUUUAAGCUACCAUGCUUACAUGUUUAACUUGUAAAUCAUUUUUAAGAUUAAAUUUGAUUAAUGUAUUCAAUAAUUUUAAGAGCUAUUUUUUCUCAA
Cicer arietinum (chickpea) is the source of this 1568-nucleotide messenger RNA. RefSeq names its product protein trichome birefringence-like 19. Gene Ontology annotation, cellular component: Golgi apparatus. Lineage: Eukaryota; Viridiplantae; Streptophyta; Magnoliopsida; Fabales; Fabaceae. Gene Ontology annotation, molecular function: O-acetyltransferase activity. The record is from RefSeq and is a predicted model, not a curated record.